AUGAAAACGUCCGGUCCCACAACGCGCGGAAGCGGAGGCGGCAGCGACACUGCUGCCGCCAGCCAGGCUACGCAGAAGGCGAUAGGCUCGCCUGGAGCAGGCCCUCAGGCCAAAUCGCACCAGAAGUCCCGAGAGAAGAGCACAGUGAUCGCGAAGGCCAGGGAGCUUUACACGGCGCAGUUUCCCACCGCCUUUCCAAUGGAGUCCGAGCUUUGGGGCAUGGACCACUCGCGCGACCACUGGCGAAAGUGUACCGUCGUACAUGCGCGAUCGAGGUUUCCCGACAAGGACGUCACCGAACUCGGGCCCAAGGACUAUGAUUACUACAUACACUGGAUUGGAUCCGACCGCCGUUUGGACUGCUGGCUGAACGUGGAAGACAUACGCACGAUGGAGGAGGGACCGGAGCCGGGACAGGCUGUUUGUCACGACGUCGAGGAGGAGACGCACGACCACGCCGGCAUGGACGAGGAGUACCUGCGUGAACACGAGAUGAACACAAAGUUGAAAACCAUCCAACGCAUAAAACUGGGGCCCUAUCUCGUUGACGCAUGGUAUUUUUCGCCGUACCCAAAGCCAUACCAGAAUCUGGACACGCUCUACAUAUGUGAGUUCUGCCUGCUCUUCUUCGUUCACGAAUCGGAGCUGCAUUGGCACACAAAACGCUGCGAACUAAGGCACCCUCCGGGAAACGAGAUAUACCGCGACGGGAACCUUGCCAUGUUCGAGGUGGAUGGUGCUCUGAGCAGCGUGUACUGCGAGAACCUCUGCUACCUUGCAAAGCUGUUCCUCGACCACAAGAGUCUGCGCCACACCGUGAACCUAUUCAUAUUCUACGUCAUGACGGAGUUUGAUGACAACGGUUAUCACAUCACGGGCUACUUCUCCAAGGAGAAGCACAGCACCAACAACGUGUCGUGCAUUCUGUCACUUCCACAACACCAGCGCAAGGGCUACGGCAAGUUCCUCACCGCUUUCAGCUAUCUCCUGUCGAGGAAGGAGGGCAGAACCGGUACCCCUGAGCGGCCGCUGUCGGACCUGGGACGGGCGUCCUACAUGUCCUACUGGUCCGAGGUGCUCCUGGAGAUACUCUUUGAUCCCAAACUCGAAACAGUCUCCAUACAUACGCUCUCGCAGAUGACGUGCUUCGAACCGGCUGACAUCAUCAUGUGCCUUGAGGAGCUGGGGCUGCUGCACACCCUCUCCAACGGCACAUCAGUGAUCACCAUCCUCCCGGAAAAGAAGAACGAGCUUAUGGCCAAGUCACGCACCAAGACAAGGAAGUUGUAUAUGGAAAAGCUGCACUGGAUACCCUAUGAUGCUCACAACGAGGCUACUCCGGUGUGA
Messenger RNA from Babesia ovata, 1347 nucleotides. Its product is annotated as histone acetyltransferase. The transcript has 4 exons. Lineage: Eukaryota; Apicomplexa; Aconoidasida; Piroplasmida; Babesiidae. The coding region runs from base 1 to 1347 and encodes 448 amino acids. Gene Ontology annotation, biological process: regulation of DNA-templated transcription. Gene Ontology annotation, molecular function: histone acetyltransferase activity. The record is from RefSeq and is a predicted model, not a curated record.